Messenger RNA from Rotaria sp. Silwood1, 663 nucleotides. Lineage: Eukaryota; Metazoa; Rotifera; Eurotatoria; Philodinida; Philodinidae. The record is from the annotation of a GenBank genome assembly.
AUGGUUUUUAUAAUUAUCCACGAGCAUGUAUUUACACUUGAACAAGAAGAAUAUAUGACAGAAGAAAUAACUUGGUCAUUUAUUCAAUUUUAUGAUAAUCAACCAUGUAUUGAUUUAAUUGAAAGUAGAUUAGGAAUAUUAAAUUUAUUAGAUGAAGAAUGCAAACUUGAAAUUGUUGUUCAGCUAUUUCUGAAAGAAGAUGAUACAACAAAUGGUUCGAAAACAUUAACAUCAAAUAAAUCUUAUCAAGUACAAAAAACAGAAACAUUACAAAGGUCAUCGAAAGUUCAAGCACAAAGAAAGAAAACUGUUGGAUAUCAAUUCCGUGAAUCAUUAACAAGUUUAAUGGCAGCAUUAAAUCUCACUGAACCUCAUUAUGUUUGUUGUAUAAAACCUAAUGAUAAAAAAGCUCCAUUUACAAAUACAAAAAUAUUUUUUCGUGCUGGACAAGUUGCUUAUUUAGAAAAAUUACGUUCCGAAAAACUUCGUGCUUGUAUUAUUAAAAUUCAAACAAUAUAUCAUGUUUAUUAUGCUGGUAAACGUUAUCUUAAAAUUCGACGUACAACAAUUGCACUUCAAACAUUAUCUCGAAGAUAUUUAGCAAGAAAAUAUGCUCAACAAAUUCGUCUUACACGUGCUGUUACUUUAUUUCAAUCCUUAUGA